Eutrema salsugineum is the source of this 3200-nucleotide messenger RNA. RefSeq names its product B3 domain-containing protein REM13. The transcript is spliced from 10 exons. The record is from RefSeq and is a predicted model, not a curated record. Bases 93 to 3173 code for a protein of 1026 amino acids. Gene Ontology annotation, molecular function: DNA binding. Lineage: Eukaryota; Viridiplantae; Streptophyta; Magnoliopsida; Brassicales; Brassicaceae.
AGGAAAAUAUUUUUCUUUUGUGUUACCUGAGAAAUUUUCUAGGGUUUUUUUUUUUUUUUUCUUGUUUGGUUUCUGUUGAAGUGCUUUCAACAAUGGCGAAAUCAACGCUUCUUCUCCACCCGCAAUUCUUCCACACACUUGUCCCUGGCUUCCACACUCACCUCAUGAUUCCUGUAGACUUCUUCUCUAUGUAUGUUGAAGGAAAGAGGAGUGUGGAGAAGACGACGGCUGAGCUGAAAUCUGACUCGUCGGACAUAACCUGGAGAGCGAAGAUGACUGGUCGGAGACUCAGUGACGGCUGGGAAGAGUUUGCCGUCGCUAAUAACUUUCGAACCGGCGACGUCGUCCUUGUCAGAUAUGAAGGAGAUUUGGUCUUUCAUGUUUCGGAUUUAGGACCAAAUUGCUGUGACGUAACGUUUCCAAGUAACAAGGAUCAGAACAACAACAACUGUGACUUUUUAUUGAAAAAGCAUAAGCAUCCAAGAACAGAUGUUGGUGAUGAUGAAGAGGUUCCUAAGAAGAAGAAAGUCAAGAAGAAGAAUAGUGUUGAUGAAACAGAAGCGGAUUCUUCUUCAUUAGACAACUCUUGUUUUGUGGCCAAUGUCACGGCUUCGAAUCUAUGCACAGAUACACUGUAUCUUCCACAACAUUUCACAAGCUCAAAUGGCAUUACAAUAAAAUGCCGCAAGAUUGUUUUAAUAGAUGGAGGGGAAAGAUCAUGGGCAUUGGAUCUGAUGUUGGACGAAACAUCUGAUACUUUUUACAUAAGCCGAGGUUGGAGACGUUUCUGUGAAGAAAACGGUAAAAAAGCAGGAGGCUUCUUUACGUUUAAACUAGUGGGGAACGGGGAAACUCCUGUGCUCAGUUUCUCCCCUACAGAAUCUAUCGAUAAUAGAAGGCCUAGAGACUGUUCUGAAGCUACCGGCAGAGUAUCUCUUUCCACAGAACUUAGUAACAAGGAAGCGGACAUAGAAGGGGAGAGGAAUGAAGACGAGUGCAGAAUACUGGAGACAGAAAAGAAGAAACGGAGAGUUUUAUCAUAUGCAUCAUAUUCACCAUGUCGUAAGCGAUUCGUAACAUUUACACUUCCACCUGAUUAUGACAGAAUUCGUAGAUUGACUCUUCCAAAGCCAUUCGUGAUGGAGAAUGGCAUCAACAAGGGUGGGGAGAUAUAUCUGUUGGGUAAAGAUGGUAGAAAGUGGCCAACAAGCCUUCUGCUGGACAAGACAGGACAAAUGAGGUGGAGAAAGGGUUGGAAAGAAUUUGUUAAAGGAAAUGGCUUAGAGUCAGGCUUCACGCUCAAGUUGAUAUGGGAAGGCACAACUCCUGUGUUUAGUUUGUGCUCUGCAGAAUCCGCCAGUGACAGAGAGGAAAAAGAGUUUUCAAAAGCUGUCGAGAAACAGUCUAUUUUCAAAGAUCCUAGCAAAAAAGAUAAGAUCGGAAAAGAUGAGAAUAAGAAAGAGGAGAGGAGGUCAAUGGAGAGAGGGAAGGAUCAUCUGAGAGGGAGGAAUUCAACUGCAUCGAGCCAAGAUCAAUUUUUGUCAUUUACAAUUACACCUUAUAGUGUUGAAAAGUGUAUACUGCCUCUUCCAAGGAAAUUCACGAGAGAGAAUGGCAUCAACAAGCCUAGGAUGAUUACUCUUCUGGGCAAAGACGGUAUAAAGCAGCAGACGAAAUUGCUAUUCAGCAAAGGAAAAAAAGCGGCUUUGGGAAACGGAUGGAAAUCUUUUGUUAAAGCAAACGGCUUAAAGAUUGGCGACUCUUUCACGCUCAAGUUGAUUUGGGAAGAAACAACUCCUAUGCUCAGCUUGUGCCAUGGAGAAUGUAGCAUUGACCGAGGAGAAUCUUCAGAAACAGACCAGAAAAAUUCUCUUCCCAUAGAACCUAGUAGCUGUGAGAAAUUAAGCAAAGACGAGAACAGUAAAGUGGAAAACAAGGAGACCAUGUCAAUGGAGAGAGAGAAGAAUCAUCUGAGAGGAAGGGAGUCAACUCCAUCGAGCCAAAAACAAUCUGUGACAUUAACAAUGACACCUUAUAGUGUCAAAAAGUGUAUACUGCGUCUUCCAAAGGCUUUCACGAGGGAGAAUGACAUCAACAAGCAUGCGAUGAUUAUUCUGUUAGGGAAAGAUGGCAUUAAACAUCAGACGAAAUUGCUGUGGGACAAAGGAACAGGAAUAAUGACUCUGGGAAAAGGCUGGAUGGAUUUUGCUAAAGCAAACGGGUUAAAGACUGGCAACUCCUUCACGCUCAAGUUGACAUGGGAAGACACAACUCCUGUGCUCAGCUUGUGCCAUGCGGAAUGUAGCAUGGACAGAGGAUCAGGAGGAGAAUGUUCAGAAACAGACCAGAAAAAGUCUCUUCCCAUAGAACCUAGCAGCUGUGAGAAAAUAAGCAAAGACGAGAACAGUAAAGAGAAAAACAACAAUGAGGCAAAUAAGAAAGAGGAGACCAUGUCAAUGGAAAGAGAGAAGAAUCAUCUGAGAGGGAGGGAUUCAACUCCAUCGACCCAAAAACAACUAAUGACAUUAACAAUUACACCUUCCAGUUACUCAAAGUGUAAACUGACUCUUCCAGCACAAUUUGCGAGAGAGAAUAGCUUGAACAAGCCUGGAAUGAUAGAUCUGUUGGGAAAAGAUGGUAAAAAGUGGAUGGUAAAUCUUGUACAGGAUGGAGACGGAAGAAUGAAUUUGGGAAACGACUGGAAAGAAUUUGCUAAAGCAAACGACUUAAAAACAGGCGAGUCUUUCAAGAUGGAGUUAAUAUCAGAAGACGGAACUCGUAUGCUCAAAUUGGUCCAUUCAAACCCUAACAGUUCAAAAGCCAACGAGAAAGAGUCGACAGAACCUAGAAGCAGAGAUUCAUCCUCAGCAAUCCAAAACCGAACCUUGACAUUAACACUCACACCUGAAGACGUCAGAGCCUGUAUACUGCAUCUUCCAAGUCAAUUCAUGAAGGCUAAUGGCAUCAACAAACUUGGAGAGAUAACUAUUUUAGGUGAAAACAAAGUGGAAUGGUCUGCAUAUCUAUUGUCCAUCAGAGAUGGAACUGUUGCUUUAGAAAAUGGUUGGGAUGAGUUUUGUAAAGCUAAUGGCGUGAAGUUAGGAGAAUCUUUCACUUUGGAGUUCGUUUAUGAACUUAACACAAGCAUUGUACUCAAGUUUUGUUCUCGGUAGACUUAAUACGAAAUUGACUUUUAAAAA